AUGCAAAAACUUAACAAAUUCACAAGUCUCUACAAGACUCAAGCACUUUUCCAAGCCAACAGAGCAAUGUUCUCUGCUGCAGUUGUAAAUAAGGCAAACCCAUUAGACCCUUCAAGUUAUGGUCCAAAGCUAGAUGAUUUCCAAGAGCCAAGAUUUCUCGAACAAGUCAAGCUAUUCUUUGACGGCGCUGCUUCCAAGACUGACGUACCAAAAGAAUACUUAGACUUGAUCAAGGCUUGCAACACUGUGAUUAGAUUCAACAUUCCACUUAGAAGAGACAAUGGCAAAGUUGAUACAAUUACUUGCUAUAGAGCUCAACACAGUCAUCACAGACUACCAGUCAAGGGAGGUACCAGAUACUCACCAGACAUUGAUCUAUAAGAAACAGAAGCCCUCGCAUCUCUCAUGACCUUCAAACUCGCAAUUGCUGAUGUACCCUUCGGAGGAGCCAAGGGAGGUAUUAAGAUCGACCCAAGAAAGCUCAGCAAGGGAGAGUUAGAGAGAGUAACUAGAAGAUAUACCAUGGAACUCAUCAAGAAGGGAUUCAUUGGUCCAGCCAUUGAUUGUCUAGGACCAGAUAUGGGAACUAACGAGCAAAUUAUGACCUGGAUUAAGGAUACCUACGUGUCCGUUAAGGGAGAGCAAGACAUCAACGCUGAGGGUUGCUGCACAGGCAAGUUCAUCUCACAAGGAGGUAUUGCUGGUAGAACUGAGUCAACAGGAUUAGGUGUUUACUACGGUUUAAGGGAAUUGAUGAAGUUUGAGAGCUUUUAUAACAAAAUUGGUUUGACCAAAGGUCUUGCAGGCAAGACUUUUGUUAUGUAAGGCUUCGGUAAUGUCGGAUACUGGGCUGCUAAAUUCUUCCACGGAGAUGGUGCCAAGAUUACCACUAUCAUUGAGUACAACUCAGCCAUCCACAAUUCUGAUGGUUUCGAUCCAGAUCACGUCAAGAAGUACUUCCAAGAAAAAGGAACUCUUGAAGGAUAUCCACUCGCUAAAGAGACUGAAACUAAGAACCCAUUCGCAUUCAUGGAAAAAGAAUGUGACUUCCUCGUUCCAGCUGCCGUUGAAAAAUCAAUUCACAAAGGUAAUGCCCCCAACCUUAAAUGCAAGGCAGUUGUUGAGGGUGCUAAUGGCCCAACCACAUAUGCUGGUGAGUAAGAACUAACCAAGAGAGGUAUUGUCGUCUGCCCAGAUCUUCUCAUGAACGGAGGUGGUGUCACCUGCUCUUACUUCGAGUGGUUGAAGAAUAUUGACCACGUCAGCCCAGGUAAGCUGGUCAAGAAAUACGAAGAGAAGCAACAAAAGAAACUCUUAGAGAUGAUGGGAUUCAAGGGAGAUAACGACAGUAUUAAGGGUGCUGAAGAAAUCGAUAUUGUGUACUCAGGUCUUGAGGAAAUUAUGACAACUGCUUGCAAAGAGAAUUGGGAUUUCGCUACAAAGAAAGGAUUCACCUUCCGUGAAGCAUGUCUUAUCAACGCUAUCAACAAGGUCUACAACUGCUACAAAGAAUGCGGUAUCACCAUCUGA
Messenger RNA from Stylonychia lemnae, 1530 nucleotides. Lineage: Eukaryota; Ciliophora; Spirotrichea; Sporadotrichida; Oxytrichidae. The record is from the annotation of a GenBank genome assembly.